Messenger RNA from Sinocyclocheilus grahami, 2161 nucleotides. RefSeq names its product adhesion G protein-coupled receptor L1. NCBI's taxonomy places the organism in Eukaryota, Metazoa, Chordata, Actinopteri, Cypriniformes, Cyprinidae. Gene Ontology annotation, cellular component: membrane. The coding region runs from base 28 to 996 and encodes 322 amino acids. The transcript is spliced from 3 exons. The record is from RefSeq and is a predicted model, not a curated record. Gene Ontology annotation, biological process: G protein-coupled receptor signaling pathway. Gene Ontology annotation, molecular function: G protein-coupled receptor activity.
UCACACAGCUGUUUCUCCUCAGGCACUAUGGGUAAUCACCUCCUAGCCAAUCCAAUGCUACAGACCCACUCUGGCUCCUCCCCUUACAACACCCUAUUGGCUGAAACAUUCAACCCCCCGUCACCAGCAGUUUUCAACGCCACUGGCACGUUCAGAAACUCAAAGGGCACACUGUCGUGCAGCCGUGAGUCGUGUGGGCUGGAGGGAGUCCGGCUCAACGGAAACUACAACAACAGCUACUCGCUACACGGAGGGAGUUCGGAUCUGCUGGGGGGCGUUCCUGUGGGAUCCGGGGGCGUGUCUGGAGAAGUCAGCCCCGCCCUUUUGACGCCUAGAGGGGCAGAGCCUGCUGGCGGUUUGAGGCAGAACCUUCCUGAUGCGGCGGCGUUGGAGAAGAUGAUCAUAUCCGAGCUCGUCCAGAGCAACCUGCGGCCUUCCACCGAUCGCUACGGCAAUGGACCAAAUUCCACGAUGCACCGGCAGGAUUACGCAACGUCGACGAGUCACAGAGAGCCUCCGCAACGGCCCUUGCCCCGCCCACCUCCGCCGCCUCCGCAGGACGAGGAGGAGCUGCUGUACAAAGCGCUGGAAAAGCCACGCCUCCCGGACAAGACCCGCCUACCUGAUAAACCCCUCCUGCCGGAGAAGCCCCGCUUCCUGGAGCACGCCCAGUCUGUGUUCUACCAGAGCGAGGAGGACUUGGAGAGCUUCUCGGCGGAAAUCACGGACGGCGUGGGCGGGGCCGGGCCAGACUCCGCCUCCCUGUACGCGCGGGACCGUGAUUCAUCUUAUCCCGACAGCAGUCCCGAGGCGCUGGGGGCGGAGCCACACUCCACCCUCCCGCCGGACGAGCUGUACUUCAGCGCAGGACGCCAAGCGCACAUCUCAGCUUUUUACCAGCCUCCGCCUCGCAGGAACAACGACGAGGCUCGGCCGGGACUGCAGCCCUCGCAGGGGGAAGGCGACGGACAGAUGCAACUGGUGACGAGUCUGUGACUAGGGCGCUGGUGACCAGGACACGUAGAUCUGGAGGAGGACAAUGAGGGUGGACGUCUUCAACAUCGCCAUCAUCAUCGCCAUUAGUAUCUGGGCGAAUCUCUCGAAACCAUGCGUCUGGUUUGUAGGUCACCCACAAAUCUUAAGAAAGACUUCAUUUGAGAUCUGAGUUCACUUGAUUUUGUAGUGGAAUAUGGGCCAGACGUGUUUCCAGGAGGUUCACGCAUUAGUAUGAAGCUACUUUCAGAUAAUGAAAACCAUUAUCGUGUGUCUUGAGAUCUCUCAGAAAGAGCAGUGUGCUGAAAGCCUUGGGAGAUCCCUAUUGAGAUGGUGAUAGUGAUGGUGAUGAUGAUGGCAAUGUUGGCUUCCUCCUCCACUUCUCUGUCUCCUGGUCACCCGAACACCCACCCUGCUCAUCUCACUGCCAUUCAAGCACAUCCGUCUGUCCUUUCUAAGAAGAAAUCUUCUUAUCGGGUAGUUUUUCCUCCAUUUGUCCAUUCUCCAUCUCCUCCCUGCUGAGAAAACCAGUUUAAACCAUCCUGGGGUAGGUAUCUGGUCUCCUAACCUGCCCAAACUGGUCCGUUUUGCUGGUUUUUGGUGGGAGACCAUCUGAAAACCACCUUAGGCUGGCUUAAGCUGGUUUUUCAGUGGGAUUUCUUUCAUUCAGGGUGGUGUGGUUUAUGAGUGUCAGACCUUUAUCAGAAUGUGAUGACACUUACACCAGAGACCGCAGCUCUUACACAUGCCAAAAAAAUAAAUAAAAAAUCACACACACUUGGGGAGCAGCUACUGUCAGGAUCACGCUCUCACCGUCAUAAGGUUAAGAGUCACGGGUUCAACACGUCAAGCGAAUCAACCAGACUGUUGUUUUUGAGCAGUGUGGCGGAUAACGAACUCUCGCGCCACCUGUCCGGACGCCAACCAAUCAUUCGCUUUGGUGUUCAAGACACUGACCAAUCAUGUUGUUGGGUUUGGAGAACGUUGACUCAAUGCUCCGCCCCCUUCCUGUGUUUAAGUAGGUCCUGUAAAUAAGAACUGAGAGACGCAACGCCUCUGGACAUGCUUCUCUUUCACUUACGAGUUUAUGGUUGAAAAAAGUCUUAAAGAAUAUGUAGAUGAACUGAUGACACUGUCUCCUCUUCCGGCCUUUUUCUCACUCUCUCUU